UCAAAAUGACCAGCAUGAUCAGAUUGGAGGCCCCAGAAGGUAGGAGCCUGGGAGAGACCGAACUCAUCUUCUGUGAUUGGAGUGGGUGAAGUGGCCUCCGAGAAAAUCUGCCCCUGUGGCCGAGAGAACGGCAGAUCUUUCUUGGCGUUUUCCUCCUCUCUUCAAGAUGCCCAGGUGAGGCUCAAGACGUUCUACCAAGCUCUCCUGGUGUUCCCCCCUUGCUGAUGGCCAUGCGGCUCGGUCCCUUCUCUCCUCCUUCCAUGGUGGCCUUCUCCUUGCUUUUAGAAACCAUCUCCGCCACACCGUUUGUCCACCUGGUCUAUACCGACAACUCCACCUGCCUUGACUUCAAAGCCGUCCCGGCCUGUUUCGGGCCCCUGCUCUCUCACACGGGCAUCGUGGGCAACUUGGUGGAGGCGGUGCCCGGAAACGCCUGCCAGCCGGUGGAAGCCCCGCCAGCCUCCAACCAGACUCCGCCGGGGUUCAUUCUCCUCAUCCGCCGGUAUGACUGCCCCUUCGGCACCAAGGUCCUCCACGCCCAGCGUGCUGGCUACCAGGCCGCCCUCAUCCACAACCUCUACUCGGAUCGGCUGGUGAGCAUGGACGUGGAGAGGCCGGAGACGAGAGAGCAGAUCCGGAUCCCUUCUCUUUUUAUCGGCGGGUCUGCCUCCAAGCUCCUGAGGAGACACCUCCGUUCCGGGAAGACCAUCCAAGUCAGCACCGUGAUCCCUCGGGAUUACGAGAAUCCAUGCUGGGAUCCCUCGGAGUACGCCGGCCUGGAUUACUCCACUCGUCACCAUGACCUCCGUUUCUGGCCUGGAUACUGUACGCAAAGGAUGAUCAUCAGAUUCCUGGAGGAGUUUGGAUUUCUCAUCCUCCUCGGCCUGGUUCUCUCCUCCUUCAUCUUGGCCGGCUGGGUGAAAUGGCGCCACCGACGCCACAGCGCCCGAACGAGGACCUUCCAGAGGGGAGACCCGUAUGACCUGUGCGUGAUCUGCAUGGCCGACUUUGAAGAGGGCGAUGGGCUGAAGAUCCUCUGGUGUGGCCACGCCUACCAUCACACCUGCAUCGACACCUGGCUUCUCAUCCAGCCCAAAACUGGCAAGACCUGCCCCAUCUGCAAACAGGAGGUCCGUGUGGCCACCUAAGGGUGUGUGUGCAAAGGGCAGGGUCCGGAAGCCUCAUCAUCAUCAUCAGGAGGAGGAGGAGGAGCAAGAGGACGGAGGAACCCCAUCGGGUGAAAAGCAGAAAGAACAAGUUUCUCCCACACACCAGUCCGUGGUCCUUCUUCUUGCUGUUGUUUUUUUUUUAGGGGGUGGGGCAGGGGGAGAUUUGAUAUUUAAUUGGUUGGAAUAGGUACUGAUUCGGAUUUAUUUCCCUUUUCUU
Molecule: messenger RNA, 1386 nt
Organism: Pogona vitticeps (central bearded dragon)
Lineage: Eukaryota; Metazoa; Chordata; Lepidosauria; Squamata; Agamidae
Product: E3 ubiquitin-protein ligase ZNRF4-like
Biological process (GO): ubiquitin-dependent protein catabolic process
Cellular component (GO): nucleus
Molecular function (GO): ubiquitin protein ligase activity
Source: RefSeq, a predicted model, not a curated record